Molecule: messenger RNA, 1153 nt
Organism: Leptopilina heterotoma
Lineage: Eukaryota; Metazoa; Arthropoda; Insecta; Hymenoptera; Figitidae
Gene: Osi13
Exons: 2
Coding region: 386-928 (180 amino acids)
Source: RefSeq, a predicted model, not a curated record
CCGUGUUAGAUAGAGGGUCCUUCUUUCUACUCCGGAUGUUCUAUAUAAACUAUUGGCUCACUUGGAAUUUCAUCUCAGUUGACAUUAAGUUCGCGAUCGUAUCGCAUUUCAUAUUUUUCAAAUGUGUGGUGAUUUUUUUUAAUGGUGAAUGAAAUAUUUGGAUUACGAUAAAAUUUGCUACGAAAACAAAAACGAAGAAACGGAAACAAAAAUUUGGAUUACGAUAAAAGAAAACAAAAACAAACGAAACGAAACCAAAGGAAAAAAAAGGAACAAAACGUAAAAACAAAAACGAACAGAAAAUAAAAGCAGAGACAAAAUUAAAAGACAUAGCAAGAAAAGAAAAGGAAAAUUUUAAAAAAGUAUUUCGUCAAAUGUGUGAAAAAUGAUUUUUAUUUGUAGUUUGUGGUUGAUGAUAUUGUUACCGAUUUUAAUUCACGCGGACGACACUUCGUCAUCGCAUCCAUCAUCAUCGCUUGCAAAUUUUGUUAAAAAUACUUACACGACAACGUCGGCUUUGGAUUGGGUUAGCGACAGUAUUCUCAAUGUUAUCAAUUCAUUAAUACCAAAUGAACAACCUUCUGAUGGUGUUGAAGGUCGAAGGAAGAAAAAAUUUAAAUUAAACAAAUUUGUUUUGCCAUUAUUGAUUGGAUUUCUUCUGAUUAAGUCCAUUCUACUACCGAUUGCACUUAAAUUCUUGGCAGUAUUAAGUGGAAAAGCUGUUGUCUUGAGUUUGAUGAGCCUAAUUCUAGCGGCAAUUGUUGGUUUGAGAGCAGUCGCUCAAAAUCGACUGGAUCAACGAAGUGAUAAUGAUGUUGUGCAACUACCUCUAACUAAAUAUAGACGAAAAGAUUUCGCCGAUUUUCGAGAUCAUUAUGAAGAUGAGGAGCCCUACAGGUAUUACAGAGAGCGACGUCGACGAAAGUGAUUAGCUUUUCCAUAUUAUUUAUUACAAAUGAAUAAAUGUAAUUUUAAAAGUGAAAUUAAUUUUGACCUUUGCAUAUUGUUUUCGAUUUAAUAAACUGAUAAAAUUGUAUACGAAAAUUAUUAGAGAAAAGAGUUAAAUUUUUAUUAAAUUAUGUAGCAGAUGACAUUGGAGGUCAGGAAAAUAAUUUUUGAAAUAUUUGUAAAUUUUUUUUUUGUAAAUGUGGAA